Molecule: messenger RNA, 5812 nt
Organism: Xiphophorus hellerii (green swordtail)
Lineage: Eukaryota; Metazoa; Chordata; Actinopteri; Cyprinodontiformes; Poeciliidae
Gene: ammecr1
Product: AMMECR nuclear protein 1
Exons: 6
Coding region: 1023-2012 (329 amino acids)
Source: RefSeq, a predicted model, not a curated record
UGAAUCCGGUUCCGGCGUGCCGACGACGCCGAUGCCCGUGCCCACUGACUGAUCGCAAGGCUUUUUUACCCGAACAGCACAGAACUGUAGCAGCUGACAGGCGGAUGCGGAGGGGAGGGUCGCCAAACCCGGCGGAAUUCUCACGGUCCGCGGACUAGAAGGCUCUUCUGUCCGAGUGACAGCCUCCCAACAAACAUAUGCUGAAAACUUUCAGCUGUCCGUUUUGACGCGGGGGUGUUUAUUUAGAUUUACAACCCGGUCCGAGAAGCUGUCAUGAUGCAGGUGCAAACUGUGGGCUAACGGUACUGAAAUGACUUGUUCGGCGCUGACGCGAUUCGUUGUGCCAUGCCAACCUCGCAUUGUCAGAUGCCAUUUUACUCUGCGUUUCCCCGGCGUUUGGGUUUCCAUUAUUCUGGGCCUGUUGUAUAAUUAGAAGUUCAUGAGGCAGUAGCAAACAAGCUGGUGCAAUGAGAAGCUACGCUGUCCGAGGAGCAGUGCGCAGUUUGUGCUGAAGCUUAUGGGUCCUGCGUACUCGAGCCCCCGGCUUCCAGUUGGAGAGGUGUGCUGCAGGACUACAGCGCACAGGCUGUCGGCUACACAUCUGGACCGCCCGACUGCUGUCAUCUGCGGCCUGAUCGGACGGGGUACUCCUUGAACUUGUGUGUUUUAAGGGGGUAACUGAGUGAGGUCGCUUCGGGCGGUGUCGUUCUAGCAAGGAGGGGUGUGUAUUUGGCUCGGACUUGGGGUGGCGAUCCACUGGAACGCCACAGUCCAAACCCUGACUGGCUGACUACUCAAGGAAUAAACGCCUGUCCAGCGAUGAAUUUUGCGUAGCCGAGUCACGCAUUUUUAAAGGCAACGCUAGAGUGACAUUGCAGUCUUCUCGCCACAUUGGUUAUUUCUUUGCCAGACUAAAAAAAAAUAAAAGAGUGAAAGUGGAGUAUUGUCCGUCGUACGUCUCAACGCAGUGGGAUUUCUACGUCUGGUCGGCGUUCCCCCCCACCCUUCCCGCGGUGACGGUUAUGGGUCGGAAGCGGUGUGUCGGUGCAGAUUGUUCCAAGAUGGCGGCCGGGUGCUGCGGGGUGAAGAAGCAGAAACUGUCGGGAUCUCCCGGGUCGGGGGGUCCCGGCGGGGUGGGGGCGGGAAGCGGGGUGGCAGGAACCGGACAUUGUGGCUCGGAGUUGGGGAUUGGCUCCUCCGCGACGGUUGCAGCAACGGCGAACGUGAGCAGAGCCAACGGCCUGGGGGGACCCGGAGGUAACGUUAGCGGUAGCAGCGGCGGCACAAACGCUCUGUCCCCUGCCCCGGCCGGCUACUCUACAUCCGGCCUCUCCCCGAACCUCAGCCCAGGACCAGGUUCGGGAAGUGGUGGCAGAAAAAUGGUCGUCUCAGCAGAGAUGUGCUGCUUCUGCUUUGACGUGCUUUAUUGCCAUCUGUACGGAUACCAACCUCCGAGAACACCCAGGUUUACAAACGAUCCCUACCCGCUGUUUGUCACAUGGAAAAUAGGCAGAGACAAACGGUUGAGGGGUUGUAUAGGUACAUUUUCUGCCAUGAAUCUGCACUCAGGACUCAGGGAGUACACCCUUACCAGUGCCCUUAAAGACAGCCGCUUCCCCCCUAUGACAAGGGAUGAGCUGCCUCGCCUCUUCUGCUCAGUGUCUCUUCUCACCAACUUUGAAGAUGUCGGUGAUUAUCUCGACUGGGAGGUGGGUGUUCAUGGUAUAAGAAUAGAGUUUUUCAAUGAAAAAGGAUCAAAGCGCACCGCCACCUACCUGCCAGAAGUUGCAAAAGAGCAAGGUUGGGACCACAUUCAAACCAUAGAUUCCUUACUACGAAAGGGAGGUUACAAAGCUCCCAUCACAAAUGACUUCAGGAAGACCAUUAAGUUAACCAGGUACCGUAGCGAGAAGAUGACGAUGGGGUAUGCAGAGUACAUCGCCCACCGCCAGCACCAUCACUACCAGAACGGCAUUGGGCACCCGGUGCCGUCGUAUAACCAUUAUUCCUGACAGCGAGCCGCAUGACCAAUCAUUGGACCUCUCCGCGGACCUUUUCCCAGGAGAGCCCGCCCCCUCCUGGUCUAGCUAUUUCUACUACUGUACCAUUUUAUGAUGAUAGUUUCCGUUGCCAUGCUGGCCGUCUCACAGACGUUGACAUGGCAACGGGUGGCAGUGAAGCAUCGUUCGAUUAUGGCGAGAAAACCAUGUUCCUUUUGUUUGCCUGUGGUUGAGCUUUUGCAGCAUAUGUAUACCUAUAUCUAUAACCUCACCCCCCUCCAUUCGUUCAUAUUAUUUUGGAAAAAUUAACCAAUAUUAGAUUUUCAUUAAUAUUGCGUUUUUUCAGCAAAGCUAAUCAGGUGUUUGAUUCUGUGGAUGGAAGCGAGUCUCCUUGAGUGGAUUUAGGCUUUGCUACAAUUUUACAUUUACUAACCCUUUUAUUUUUAUCGUCUACUUGUCGUUUCUUUAACUUUACUAUCCAGACGUGUAAUAUCAUGUAGCAAAGGCAAACUGCAGUUCCAAAAGGCUGUGUCCUCACUACUUUCAGUUCCUCUCAAAAACUUGACGGCUGAGGUCGCGCUAGCCUUCUAAACUCUCGUUGUCGUAGUUGGAACUCGUACGUGGGAUAUGUGUGCUCCAAAGUGUAGAUAGGAUUGUGACGCCUUUUGAUCGGCUUUUGCUGAUGCUGUUUAUUGAUUUGGGUCACAAUUGUGUGUGUGUGCGUGUGUGUGUGUGUGUGUGUGUCACUGUGUGUGGAUUAUAGGCUCCACUUUGUCACAAGACGGAAAACCAGUAGAAUAAAUUAGAAAUUGGGUUUCAGCUACAGGCUCAGCUGCAUUUGUUUGGCUACCUAAAAUUUUAAGCUUAUUUCUGAGGGUUUAUUUAGACUUCAAGAAGGCAGAGGAACAAGAAGAUGUACAUGAAGCUUUUGUUUAAUUAAAAAAAAUGGUUUCUUAGUUGGUUUUUUUUCUGCAUUUACUGACAGGGAGUCGCGCUAUAGGGACGUGCUAAAACAAUUUAAAGCCAUACUCUAUCUUCCACAGUUUUGUCCGUUAUCAGAGGCGUUGGGUGCUGAAACGUCGAGCUGUCGCUUCAGCCCAAAACCCUGCCGCUUCACUUAGUUCCUCGUGUCAUCGUGAGAACAUCGUCAUGCAUUUUCCGAUUAUUAACCAUCGUCCCGCAGAGUACGACGUAUAUUUAAGAAGAAGAAGAAAAAAAAAAAGUCGCGCACAAACAGACGUGACCUUACUAACAUGUUUGUGUCAUUUAGAAGUGCAUGUCAUAGUGCGUAGUCGUGGAUACGGCGCCGCCGCUGUUCCCCUCACUCCCGUUGAUCCACGUGUCCGCAGCACAGGGAAUGUUCUAGUUUCUGCCUGUUUCAAUCAGAAGGUUACAGGAAGUGUACAUUUUUUAAAUUUGUUUUAUAAAAAGAAAAAAAGCCAGGGCUUUGUAAAGCCAGUUCUUAUCCAAAUAUUACCCAGGUGUGAGUUUGAGCCACACACACUCUGCUAGUUAGGCGUACUUUACCGAAUGUUCAAUCUAUCGAGGAUCACCAAGUUGUCGGUCUGCGUGUUUCUGUUGCAAACUGGAAUUGUUGUUGUUUUUUUUCGAGAGAGGUUCUUGUUACUUGACCAACAUCUUCUGUCGUAACAGCCUUUUUCUAACUGACAGCUUCUUUCUUUUUACAUAAAUUUUUUUCUUUUAUGCAAAAAUGUCAAGGGCUUUCGGCAAUCCAUCCACAGUAACCCGAAACGAUCCAGAUUUCCAGUUGUGUUGCCUUAAGUUUUUUUUAAUAAAAAGAAAGAAAAAAAUCAACAAAAACGACGGACCAGGAGAAAGUCGCCCUGAGUGUGUCCUCUACUUGAACGGCGUAGACGCUCGUCGUCCGGGAGACUCCGCGCGUGCUUCACUCCAUAUCCUACGCUUAGAUUUCACGUGAUCAACGUUAAAGUCGAGCACCGUUAAAAGUUCCAACCACAAGGGGUCAGCGUUGCGGCCGUAGGAAACCGUACCGUACACUACUACACCAGAAGAAGCCGCAGUCAGGCGCCUGCUCUCCUGGUCCGUCGACUACAGCACAACCUGAAUUUUUCUCUGCUGCAAAACCAAAUUGACCAUGCUCUUUUACAUAUAUGUCUUUGUAUACACAUGCAAUGUAUUUAGUUGCAUGUAUGUAUGAGUAUGAGACCUAUGGUUUUAUCCAUGAUAUGCUUGAUCUAUGGCUUAGACACUCUUAUUAACCAUUAAGAGAUUUAAAAGACAAAUAUGGUGCUAUCAGACCUCAUAUUGGGGUGGUCACAUCUCGUGACUGGUCAUGCGGACUCAUUGAUCAUAUCAUAUAUAUAUAUACUUAACAAUGCGACAUGUAAGAUUUUCUCUGGAGUUGCGUUGCUGCGCGAGCCAAGUUGCGGUGAAGGAUCCGUGAUCUCCGACGCGGACGGAAAGCUUUUUUUUGUCGAGGUGGACUUGGGUGAUUUUUUUUAAACAUUUUAUUUUAUUUUUUUUUGGGGUGGGGGAUCAAUUCCACUCUGGGAAACUGACAUUCUCUCUCGUAAUGAAGAAAGACUCAACAGGCGCUAUGGAAUGUACUGUUAACGGUCACCAGGGGAAUUGAACAGCGAUGUGUAAUAAGAGAAAAUCCUACAUGUUAACCUUGAUAUAUGCAGAUCUGUUCAACAGGUGUUUUUUUGUUUGUUUGUUUUUACAUUUAUGUUGUUUUUUUGUCCUACCAGUGCAAGUCAACACUGUGCAGGUUUGAAAGGACAAGAAGUCACACAUUUUACCUUCUGUACCUUGAUUACUCCCUUCACUGUGGCCCAACCUCAUGGCCUAGUUUGUCAACGUGUGAUGCAUGUCGUUCACUGGCAAGAUGGCGGGAAGAUCCGAGGUUCCCGUUUUAUUUUUUAGUUUAUUUUUCUCUCUUUUUUUGGGAGGCUUUUUAGCUGUUGAAUCGGCUAACCACCUCCAAAAGGGCAACGUUUAAGACGUUAACUAGCAUAAGGUCCUGUUGAGGUCGUUUCAGCCUCUCUUCAUUGAAGUUUACCUCUACAGUGACAUAGAUUUUUAGUUGUUUUUAUUUAGUUUUUCUUUUUCAGUGCUUUUACGCACUGAUCCGACAUUUCGAAUCACUGAUACCUCAAGGAAUCGCAAGGAACGACAUCGGUAGACUGUAGUAGCAGAUCGCGUGUUUUGGUUCCCAUACCAGGGUUUGGAGUUCGGCCUCGGCAUUCCUCGCGCCGCCGUCACCGAGCUCUUUGUCACCUUCGUAUGUUCGACCGAACCAAAGAUGCCAGCGGCCAUGCUCAGAUGCUGCUUUUUUUUUUUUCCAGGCCUGGCUUCCUGUCCUUCCAAAAACAAGCCCUGCUCGUGACUAAAUGUUUCUUCUUCUUUUUUUUUUUUUUGUUUGUUUUUUUGUGCGAUUUCUGACUUGUUAAGCAACCCAGUUCUUCAAUGAAUUGUCAUUGUUUCCGUCUCUGAAGCCGUUCGUGGCGUCAAGAUGGCGAUAAAAUGGGUGCAAAUUGUUGUUACUUGUUUUGUUAGUAUUAUUAUUAUUGCUAUUUUUUUUUUUUUUUUUUUUGUUUUUUCAAAAAUGAAAAUCCCAUGGUGUGCCUCCUAGCUUUAUGGGUGGUUUAUAAAUGUUUGUUUUCCCCCUAAAGACCAGCAGUUAUACUUUGUAUAAAAGAUGGAUUUUUUUUCCUUAUUUUUUAUGCCAUUAAAGAUGAAAAAGCCUGUUUUCUUUACUCGACCCAGUAGCUGCACUGGUAUACAAUCGCACUGAUAGAAGAAUUAAACAAAAGAAAAAAAAAAAAUAA